Cinclus cinclus is the source of this 4162-nucleotide messenger RNA. RefSeq names its product protein NYNRIN-like. Gene Ontology annotation, biological process: DNA integration. NCBI's taxonomy places the organism in Eukaryota, Metazoa, Chordata, Aves, Passeriformes, Cinclidae. The record is from RefSeq and is a predicted model, not a curated record. The transcript is spliced from 2 exons. Gene Ontology annotation, molecular function: RNA-DNA hybrid ribonuclease activity; RNA stem-loop binding. The coding region runs from base 649 to 2943 and encodes 764 amino acids.
GAAAUAAACAAGAGGACUAUAGCUAGAUUCCCAGUAGUAGCAAACCCAUAUACACUAUUGAGCAAACUAAGCCCAAGUGAUCUGUGGUACAGUGUAAUAGACUUAAAAGAUGCCUUCUGGGCUUGCCCUCUUGAUGAAUCCAGUAGAGAUUAUUUUGCCUUUGAGUGGGAAGACCCGGACACAGGGAGAAAACAACAGCUUAGAUGGACAGUAUUGCCCCAAGGGUUUACGGAAUCCCCAAAUCUGUUUGGACAGGCACUAGAGCAAAUUUUAGCAGACUAUCAGACAAAUCCCGAAGUAACUCUAGUACAAUAUGUUGAUGACUUGUUGCUAGCAGGAAAAGCAGAAGAAAAAGUGCGAAGAGAAAGCAUAAAGCUCCUAAAUUUCUUGGGACUCAAGGGUCUGAAAGUCUCAAGAGCUAAGCUACAAUUUGUAGAGGAAGAAGUAAAAUAUUUAGGACAUUAUCUAAAGAGAGGUGAAAAGAAAAUAGACCCAGAGAGGAUUCAGGCUAUAUUAUCACUGCCUAUACCUAAAAACAAAAGGCAGAUUCGACAAAUUUUAGGUCUUACUGGGUAUUGUAGACAAUGGAUCGAAAAUUAUAGUAAUAAAGCUAGAUUUCUAUAUCAAAAACUAACCCAAGAGGGGUUGAUGAAGUGGACUCAAGAAGACACUGAUAAGUUCAAAGAAUUAAAAGAGAGUUUAGUACAUGCUCCAGUCUUAAGUCUUCCAGACUUAAAAAGACCAUUCUUUUUGUUUGUGAAUAUAGAAGAAGGAGUUGCGUUUGGAGUACUUGCCCAGGACUGGGCAGGAAAGAAGAAACCUGUAGCUUAUCUAUCAAAAAUUUUAGACCCUGUAAGUAGAGGCUGGCCCACAUGCUUACAGAUAUUAGCCGGAUGUGCCUUAUUGGUAGAAGAAGCUAGAAAAAUCACUUUUAAUAGCAAUCUAAAGGUAUUAUCUCCUCACAAUAUUCGAAGCGUAAUGCAACAAAAAGCAGAUAAAUGGAUAUCGGAUACUAGGCUCCUAAAGUAUGAAGGAAUCUUAUUAGAAGCACCAAGUUUUACCCUGGAGACCACCACUUUACAAAACCCAGCUGCCUUCCUGUAUGGGGAAGUAGAACAGGGACCCCUGAUUCAUGACUGCUUAGCCACCAUAGAGGAACAAACAAAAAUUAGGCCCGAUUUAGAGGAAGAAGAAUUAGACACAGGAGAAAAAUUGUUCGUAGAUGGAUCCUCCCGGGUGGUGAGAGGAGAAAGAAAAUCUGGAUACGCUAUUAUAGGGGGAACAGAUCUACGAGUAAUAGAAUCAGGAGCCUUAGACAAGUCAUGGUCAGCCCAAGCGUGUGAAUUAUACGCUAUACUCCGAGCCUUGACUCUCUUAAAGGGAAAAGAAGGAACCAUAUAUACAGACUCCAAAUAUGGGUUCGGAGUAAUACAUACCUUUGGGAAAUUAUGGGAAGAAAGGGGACUAAUAAAUUCACAGGGAAAAGGCCUAGUUCACCAAAAACUUAUAACAGAAGUGUUGCAGGCCUUAAGGGGACCAAAAAGAAUAGCAGUGGUACACCUAAAAGGACACCAAGCAGGAAUAGACUUUAAAAGCAGGGGAAACAAUGCUGCUGACCAAGAAGCAAAACGGGCCGCAGUGAGAGAGAUGGUUUUACAAGAGAAACCACAAUCUAGGGGGGCACCGGAAGAAGAUAUAGAACUGAUAUUUACUAGUGAAGAAAAAGAAAGGUUAAGGAAAAUGGGGAUAAAAGAAAAUAACGGGAAGUGGGUAACUGAAGAUGGACGAGAAGUAUUGCCCAAAGCAGUAGCCCAGAGAGUGCUUUAUAAAUUACACCAGAGCACACAUUGGGGGGCUCAGGGGCUAGCUGAUCAUUUUGCCACAAAAUAUAUAAGUAUUGGACUACACGAUAUGGCCAAAUACAUUACUAAAAACUGCCCCACCUGCUUACGAGUCAAUCGUAGUAAUUUAAGAAAAUUACCUCAAGGAGGGCGACCAUUGGCUAAAAGACCAUUCGCAAAUUUGCAAAUAGACUUUACAGAACUCCCCAAAGUGGGGCGAACUAGGUAUCUUUUGGUGAUAGUAGAUCACCUUACCCACUACGUGGAGGCAUUCCCAACUAGCAGGGAAACAGCCCGGACAGUAGUGAAAAUCCUGCUCGAGGAAAUAGUGCCCAGGUACGGAGUACCUGAAACUAUUGACUCAGAUAAAGGUCCGCACUUUACAUCAAAAAUAACACAAGAACUAGCGGAAGCACUUGGAAUAAAAUGGGGGAAGCAUACUCCUUACCACCCACAAAGCUCAGGAAGGGUAGAAAGGAUGAAUGGAGAAAUAAAAAAACAAUUGACCAAAUUGGUAUUAGAAACCAAAUUAUCAUGGGUAAAGUGCGUUCCACUAGCCUUGCUCAAUAUUCGGACCCAGCCAAGGGCAGAUGUGGGAAUAUCCCCGUUUGAAAUGCUAUACGGAAUGCCAUACAACCUAGAAAAAGUACAAACCAACCCCAAUAUUAGUGAUUUACAUCUUAAUAAAUACCUGGCCGUAUUAAUGAAGUUCAAAAAGCAAUUAUGGGAAAAGGGAAUGUGGGCUCAGAGACCACCUUUAGAUCUUGUAUUACAUCAGGUACAACCCGGAGAUUGGGUUCUAAUCCGAAGCUGGAAAGAAAACCCGCUGACUCCAAAGUGGGAAGGACCGUAUCUCGUACUGCUUACUACGGAUACUGCCGUACGAACAACAGAAAAAGGAUGGACCCACGCCAGUCGGAUAAAAGGACCAGUAGAUCCCUCUAAAUUCUCUGAAGAACAUAACACUCACUGGAAAGCAGAACCGACUAGUGAUUUAAAGCUUGUUUUAAAAAGAGGAUCUGCAAAGAACUGUGGUGAGUCCACUGCCAGUGGGGGAGGGCUCCUAGAAGUGUAUGUCAACCCUGCUGGGAAAACAGCGUGAGUCGACUGCUUUAACCCUACACCAAAAGCUAAAAGUAGGAUCCCCACUUUAGUGGCAAAUAUUUUCUAAAAAAAAAAAAAAAAAAAAAAAAAAAAUAUUAAUCCUAAUCUACAUUGCUAUCACCCUAACAAACCUCCAGGACCGUUUAACACAGAUAUUGUGUUGGUAAAGUGUCGUAAGCAAGUAAAGCAAGUUAGGUGUAACAUUCCACCGCUGAAAAACCAAAAUUAGCAUUCCAAAAGGAAGUGGAAGAGAAAAGUAAACCCUGCCCCUGAAAAAUAUCCUUGCUGCCGUGAAGAUGGUACUCCUCGCAGCUAGUGGCAACCUGGUUGGCGAGCGAGGCAGAGGGAUAGAAUGUGGGGAAAAGGGACCUCGCAUAAAAAUAACAGCAAAAAGGCUUACGACUCUCAAAUACCAGAGGCACGAGGGUAAUAGCAAUGGCCCAUCGGGAGUUAAAAAAGUUAAUUGUACUCACCAACCUGGCAUUAGACUCCACCCAGUUCUAUUUCUAAUCACAAUAUUAAAAUUUGUAAAAAGUGAACAAGAAAGCCAUGAACCCUUCAAGUGGUCAUUGAUAAGGUGGGAAGACCAACGGACUAUUAGAGAAAAUAUUACCAUCGGCCCGCCCAUAUUUCGAACGCCCCUAGGAUUCUUAGGGCCAAAUUGGUACCCAAAUCAAAGUGCCCCCUUUUAUAUGUGCCCAGCCUCGAACCCUGGAAAGGGGUAUUGUAAUCGCCCUGGAGAAUAUUAUUGUGCUUGUCAAUAUAGUUAAAAGUAAAUUAGAAGCUGCUCAUUUAAUGCUUAUAAAAGCAAAAUAUGAACCACUAAAAGGAGAAAAGAUAGAAGAUUAUCUAGAAUUAAGUAAGAAAGAACUAGCGAGAUACAGUGAACAAAAAGAGUAAAAAGAAGAAGGGGGGAUUGUAAUGAGAAAUUAACCUUUAUGUUCACUGUUAAUCAAAAGAAUAAAAUGUAAAUAAAUAUGUAACUGCAGAUCUGCGUGUACAGAUCUACGUGUAUAGUCCAUUCACGUCACUAACAAAGAACCACAGGGAACAAAUACUGCCAUAACAAUUAACCAUAACUUAUCUUAAGAACAUUGUAGCCCAGGGUCAAGGGAAGAACAUAGAAAGGACCGAAGAAGAUUUUCAUAGGUCUUCCUCACCGACCAUCAGGAGGAAGGACUGUGUGCAUGCGCAGAAGACACCGGAAGAAUGACUCG